Caenorhabditis briggsae is the source of this 663-nucleotide messenger RNA. The record is from RefSeq and is a predicted model, not a curated record. The annotation marks the transcript as partial. The transcript has a single exon. Lineage: Eukaryota; Metazoa; Nematoda; Chromadorea; Rhabditida; Rhabditidae.
AUUCCACCUCCACCAGUUCCGAUUCAAUCUCCACCAGCUUCGAUUCCACCUUCACCAGCUCCGAUUCCACCUCCAUCAGCUCUGAUUCAAUCUCCACCAGCUUCGAUUCCACCUUCACCAGCUCCGAUUCCACCUCCACCAGCUCUGAUUCAAUCUCCACCAGCUCCAAUUCCAUCUCCACCAGCUCCGAUGCCACCUUCACCAGCUUCGAUUCCACCUUCACCAGCUCCGAUUCCACAUCCACUAGCUCCAAUUCCACUUACACCAGCUGCGAUUCCACUGCCAUCAGCUCUGAUUCAAUCUCCACCAGCUCCAAUUCCAUCUCCACCAGCUCCGAUGCCACCUUCACCAGCUUCGAUUCCACCUCCACCAGUUCCGAUUCCACCUCCACCAGCUCUGAUUCCACCUCCACCAGCUCCGAUUCCACCUCCACCAGCUCUGAUUCCACCUCCACCAGCUCCGAUUCCACCUCCACCAGCUCUGAUUCCACCUCCACCAGCUUUUAUUCCACCUCCACCAGCUCUGAGGCGCCGGGCACCAGCUCCGAUUCCAGUUGUCGAUCCAUCUCCGAUUCUACUAUUACAUCUCCACCCGCUUCGAUUCCACCUGCACCAGCUUCGAUUCCACCUGCACCAGCUCCGAUUCCACCUGCACCAGCUUUGA